Gopherus flavomarginatus (Mexican gopher tortoise) is the source of this 3415-nucleotide messenger RNA. RefSeq names its product family with sequence similarity 151 member B (gene FAM151B). NCBI's taxonomy places the organism in Eukaryota, Metazoa, Chordata, Testudines, Testudinidae. The transcript has 7 exons. The coding region runs from base 329 to 1123 and encodes 264 amino acids. The record is from RefSeq and is a predicted model, not a curated record.
UUCUGUUCACAUGUUCUGUAAAGGUGUUAAAACCCCCUAAUCUAACAAUGCCUGUGGCUCUUCACACCGCUCUGUUACUGAGGGCAUUCACCUUAGUGGUGCCAGUGAGAAGCGUGGACGGCGGGAUAAAACUAACCCCCCCGCAGCAGCGCCAGGACACCCCGCCCGGGAAGACGCUCAGAGGCGCUGCGCAGCCUUACAGGGUCAACCGUUGGUCGCUGGUGCCACGACGACCCUGGAUCCUUGCGCCCUGAGUCCCAGGCUGAAUCGAGUCCCGGCCGCAGGAGGCGGGGCUAAGGCGGCAGGAGUCAGGCGCCUGCGCCCGGCCAUGGAGGGGGAGCUCGGAGCUUGGAGUGAAAAUGUAUUGGAUUAUUUUCUGAACACUAACCAGAUUAAAACCAGAGAUGGAGCAGAAAUUAUCUGGUAUCAUGCAGCAAACAAUAAAUUACAAAUGAAAGAGGCAAUACAAAGUGCUGCUCAUAUGGUAGAAGCAGAUGUUCUUCUUUGUGGUGAGGAAGAAGGAAAUGGUGAACCAAUCAUGGCUCAUCCUCCUGAAACUAACAGUGAUAACACAUUGCAGGCAUGGCUAAAUGAGAUUGUGAACACUAAAAAAGGCAUCAAACUGGAUUUUAAGAGUCUAGCAGCGGUGAAGCCCUCUAUGAUGCUUCUUGAAGGCAUAAAGUUGCAUCUGAGGCGACCUGUCUGGAUUAAUGCAGACAUUCUCCCUGGACCUAAUGGAACUAACGCUGUUGUGGAUGCAAAAAGAUUUCUAGACACUGUAACUUCAUUUUGCCCGGAUGUGACCUUAUCGUUGGGCUGGACAACUGGGUGGCAGCCUCAACAAUGCAAUAAAGGAUACAGUUGGGCAAUGGUGAAAGAGAUGGCUCAAAUUUGUGAUGCACUUACUCAGCCUGUAACGUUUCCUGUAAGAGCAGCUUUGGUACGACAGUCAAAAUCUGAGUUGCUUUGGUUAUUACAGAAGUCAAACAGGUACAGCCUGACUGUUUGGACAGGAAGGCAUGACAAGUACUCCAUAGAAGACCUGCUCUACCUCAGAGAGAACUUUGAUAAAAUUUGUUGGAGCUUUACUCUGAAUCCUGAGAAUCAAAAAAGAACUUCUUAAUAACAACUUUCAAAAUGCAAGUUUCAAUAUAAUCAACUUAAAUAAACAGAAUGGAACUUCUAUUGCAGGAAUGUUCUUGUUCAGUUGAAUUCAUUCUACUUCAACAUGCUGUAUAGAUGUAAAUUACCUGGUUUUAGGAAGUUGCAAAAUCCAGUAUCAUCAUAUGCAACAAGAGCUUUCAGUUAGAUGGUUUAAAACAUUUGUAUUAAUCCAGGCUCAUGCUGUGUUACCUCCUUAAAGUCAAUGAUAGGAUGUAAUGUUAUUACGAAACAAUGAAUAUAAUUAUAUAUGGUAGUGUUUUUUGAAAAAGGAGCCGUCCUCCAGUGUUCUUCAUGGGUGGUGGGGGUGGGAGGGAAGCAAGAAACCAAGUGGUCACCUUGGAAUGACAUUCACUUCUGCACAAAGGGCCAGGACAAGGUUUGUUCAACACUUUCAUCCCACAGAAGCCCUAUUUUGAGGACUUAAGUGGUAGAUAGGCCUUGUGCUGGCCAUCCACGCAGGGGUAAAUUUCCUCUCCUCUGUGUGAUCACUGGCAAAAACUGGGGGGAGGGGAAAUAUUCCAGAGCACUGUAGUUGUCUAUUGUUAUAAGUAUGUUAUCAUAUGAUGCAGUAUUUUUCUAACUUAAUUUUCAUUGUUAUGAAAGGUGUAUUUUUGCUAGAUAAUGCAUCCACACGCACCUGGUCCAUUCUUAAAUUAAAUAGCAACCAGUAAAAAGUUAUGCUUAGGUUUCUAAAAACAGAUUUAAUAGUAAUAUAUUUUAGGUAACAAAUGUUAGAAUUUUAACUUUUUUUGGCUUAAAAAGUUAUUUUCUAUUUCUUUGUCACCAAUAAUGUGAGAAUCUAAAUAAAUAUAGAUGCUUCAACAUUUAUCUCAUAUCUACAAUAUAAAUCAUAGAGCCUGAACUGCUUGCCUUACUCAUGUGUGUAAAAAUAUGUAGCACUUAUCUGUAGAUAUCAAAGCACUCUACUGAAGCAUCAAACAGAGACACAGAGAGGCAAAGCACCCUGGUGAAAGUCACAUCACAGGUCAGUUACAGGAGCAGAACCCAGGGCUUCCGACUCUCUGUCCAGUCACCUAUCCACUGGGACAUGUUGCCUCGUUACAGGUCAUUUUAACUACUUACAUGAGUAAAACAAGCAGGAUUUGAUUUCUAGAAAACUAUAUUUUUCCACUUGAGGGGAAAAAAAAAAAAGGGAAAUAAGAGACCUGCUCUUAAGAAGUGAUGAGCACCUGGAACUUCAGAAGUCAAGCACAAUGUAAUUAAAAGAAAAUGCUCCUGUCAUAAUCAGAUAAGUAGGAGUUAAUAGAACAAGAGUGCUUCAUGUCUCUUUUGCCUGGAAAGGGUUAACCAGAACAGUGAGCCUGGCCGUCACCUGACCCGAGGACCAAUCAGAGGACAGGAUACUUUCAAAUCUUGAGGGAGGGAAGUUUUUGUGUGUGCUGUUAGUGUUUGGUUGUUGUUCACUCUGGGGGCUCAGAGGGACCAGACGUGCAACCAGGUUUCUCUCCAAUCUCCCUGAUACAGGUUCUUAUAGAUUCAAAAUAGUAAGUACUAGGUAGAUAAAGCGAGUUAGGCUUAUGUUUGUUUUCUUUAUUUGCAAAUGUGUAUUUGGCUGGAAGGAGUUCAAAUGUGUAUUUGGCUGAAAGGAUUUUAAUUUGUACUUGUAUACUUAGGCUGGGAGGGUAUUCCCAGUGUCUAUAGCUGAAAGACCCUGUACCUAUUCCAUCUUAAAUUUAUAAAGAUAAUUUUUAUCUUUGUUCUUUCUUCAAUUAAAAGUUUUUCUUGUUUAAGAACCUGAUUGUUUUUUUUUAUUCUGGUGUGAGACCCCAGGGGACGGGGUCUGGAUCCACCAGGGAAUUGGUGGGAAGAAAGGAGGGAAGGGGGAGAGAGAGGUUAUUUUCUCUCUGUGUUAGGAUUACUUUCUCUCUCAGGGAGAAUCUGGGAGGGGGAGAGAGAAGGAGGGGGGAAGGUAAAUUUUCCUCUCUGUUUAAAGAUUCAAAGAGUUUGAAUCACAGUGAUCUUCCAGGGUAACCCAGGGAGGGGAAGCCUGGGAGAGGCAACGGUGAGGGAAAGGGUUUACUUUCCUUGUGUUAAGAUCCAGAGGGACUGGGUCUUGGGGGUCCCCAGGCAAGGUUUUGGGGGGACCAGAGUGUACCAGGCACUGGAAUUCCUGGUUGGUGGCAGCACUACAAGUACUAAGCUGGUAAUUGAGCUUAGAGGAAUUCAUGCUGGUACCCCAUCUUUUGGACGCUAAGGUUCAGAGUGGGGGAUUAUACCAUGACAGCUCCAG